Messenger RNA from Salvia splendens (bonfire salvia), 2202 nucleotides. Its product is annotated as synaptotagmin-5. Gene Ontology annotation, molecular function: lipid binding. The transcript has 13 exons. The record is from RefSeq and is a predicted model, not a curated record. Lineage: Eukaryota; Viridiplantae; Streptophyta; Magnoliopsida; Lamiales; Lamiaceae. The coding region runs from base 249 to 1946 and encodes 565 amino acids. Gene Ontology annotation, cellular component: endoplasmic reticulum.
UGCUUAUUGUUUGGCCGACCUUUUUGCAUUGAUUGCAACGGAGGAAUUAGAAUCGGUAAACCUACUGUACUAAUCAGAGAUCAAAAACUCUAAUCCGCCAUUAAUCAGCGAUCAGAAUCAAGUCCACAUCCACAACUCUCACUUCCAUUUGUCGCAAACAAAAAAGUGAACAGCGACAACGAAGAUAGCGGCAGCUGCUUCGGAUUUGGAAAUCAGAAGCCGCAGAGCUACUUUAUUUUUUUUUUGACAUGUCGUUCGUAGCUGGUUUGGUGAUCGGAUUGGUCGUCGGCUUAGCGCUCAUCGUUGCUUUCGUCCGCUCCGAAAAUGCCCGAUCCAAGCACCGCUCCGACCUCGCUGCUACGGUUACGUCGUUUGCGAGAAUGACGGUGGAGGAUUCGAGGAAGUUGUUGUCGCCGGAGUACUAUCCUUCCUGGGUGGUGUUUUCGCAGCGCCAGAAGUUGACUUGGCUUAAUGUUCAGCUCGAGAAGAUCUGGCCAUACGUGAAUGAGGCUGCGUCGGAGCUGAUAAAGGCUAAUGUGGAGCCAGUCCUCGAGCAAUAUAGGCCAGUUAUAUUAGCUUCUUUGACCUUUUCCAAGUUCACGCUUGGAACUGUGGCCCCGCAGUUCACAGGAGUUUCAAUAAUUGAAGAUGGAAGUGAAGGAAUCACUAUGGAGUUAGAAAUGCAAUGGGAUGGAAACCCCAAUAUAGUACUUGAUAUCAAGACUUAUCUUGGUGUUGGUCUUCCUGUGCAGGUGAAAAAUAUUGGGUUCACUGGUGUCUUCAGGUUGAUUUUCAGACCAUUAGUGGAUGAGAUUCCUUGCUUUGGAGCUGUUUGCUUUUCAUUACGUCACAAGAAAAAGCUGGAUUUCACACUCAAAGUUGUGGGAGGAGACAUAUCAACAAUACCUGGCCUUUCUGAUGCCAUUGAGAGUACAAUAAGAGAUGCUGUAGAAGAUUCUAUUACAUGGCCAGUUCGAAAAGUAAUCCCUAUAAUACCUGGAGAUUACAGCGACCUUGAACUGAAGCCUGUUGGGAAGUUGGAGGUGAAGCUCGUGCAGGCAAAGGAGUUAACAAAUAAAGACAUUAUAGGGAAAUCUGACCCUUACGCUGUUUUAUAUGUCCGGCCUUUGCGUGAUAAAAUGAAGAAAAGCAGGACUAUUAACAACCAGUUGAGUCCAGUCUGGAAUGAACAUUUUGAGUUUGUAAUUGAAGAUCUUGCAACUCAGCAUUUGACCGUAAAAAUCUAUGAUGACGAAGGGCUUCAGGCAGCUGAACUAAUUGGAGCCGCUCAAGUUCAGCUUUCUGAGCUUCAGCCUGGCAAGGUGAAGGAUGUGUGGCUCAAACUGGUGAAAGAUUUGGAGAUUCAAAGAGACACUAAAAAUAGGGGCGAGGUGCACUUGGAGGUUUUGUAUUGCCCUAAUGGCAUGCAGAGUGGGUUAAUCAAUCCCUUUGCCCAAAAAUACUCUAUGACUUCACUGGAGAAGGUAUUCAAAAAUGGAGCAGAUGGCGGAAGUAAUAUGAAUGGAAAUGGUGGUGAAGGAAACAAUGGAAGGGAUGUCAUCAUAAGAGGGGUACUCUCUGUCACGAUCAUUUCAGCCGAAGACUUGGCACCAGCUGACCUCAUGGGGAAGGCUGACCCUUAUGUAGUUCUCACUAUGAAGAAAACUGAAUCGAAAAAUAAAACCAGGGUUGUGAAUGAAUGUCUGAAUCCUGUCUGGAAUCAGACUUUUGAUUUUGUUGUCGAGGAUGGACUACACGAUAUGCUCACUCUCGAACUGUGGGACCACGAUACAUUUGGGAAGGAUUACAUGGGAAGAUGCAUCUUAACAUUGACGAGGGUUCUAAUGGAGGGCGAAUACAAAGAUUGCUUCCCUCUCGACGGAGCUAAGUCAGGAAAGCUCAAUGUCAAUCUCAAGUGGACUCCGCAACCCAUAUACCGAAUGUAGCAUCUUCCACAUCCAAGCAAGCACUAGAUAGGACGUGCCCAUCUAUAUACAUGUAUACACAGAGAGAGAAAGGCAUAGUCAUAUUCUUCCCAAAUACAUCAACCAAUAAUCGUCUAGUGAUGUGAUUUUAGAAGUGAUUUUUGUGUGUAAAAUGUCUUUCUGUUGUAUAUACAAAGAUUCAAGCAAUGGUACAAAAUUUGGGGUUGGACACCGGAAGGAUAUCAUUCCUAAGGAAGCAUAUAUUGCAAUAACGUGA